GGCAGUUCUAGAGGCAGCCAGUACCUCUCAUCCCACACUCACUCUCCGCCAGCCUCACAGGUCUGUGGAUCGCUAUCACUUCAUCUCUCGCUAUCCAACUCACGUCGUUACAGCAUUCUUCAUAUCCCCCCAUGUGAGAAGGCGAGAGCGGAAGACACCUUCGAGGCUACACAGGUCCCUGAAGGAGGAGUAAGGAAGCCAUGGGGAAGGACACGGCGCUGCUCAUCUUGGUCCUGCUGCUGCUGGCCGCUAUCAUCGCUAUCAUCAUUGUCUGCUUCAGGACCACGUACGGAUUGCGCCCCUUGGAGGAGGAGGAGCCCCUGUGGAAGACCAGCGUUGUCCAUCAGGUCCACGCUCGCUCCCUCUACGAUGUCCACCCUGAUGGAACAGGGGACAUUGCCGGAAUCACCUCCAAGGCGGACUACCUGAAGGAGCUGGGUGUUGGCAUCGUAUGUAUCAGUCCGAUUUACAAGUCACCCAUGAAGGACAGCGGGUUCGAUAUCUCAAAUUUCACAGACAUCGAUCCUGUCUUCGGUAACAUGGCGGAGUUCGAUGAUCUCAUUACCGCAUUCCACCAGAGAGGCUUGAAGGUAGUGCUGGAGAUAGUGCCCAACCACAGCAGUGACCAGCACGAGUGGUUCUUGAGGUCUGUGGAGGGCGAGGCGCCCUACGGUGACUACUACACGUGGGCGGACCCCAAGGGCGUCGACGCCCAUGGCAACCCCGUCCCCCCCAACAACUGGAUAAUCAUUUACACAUAA
Procambarus clarkii (red swamp crayfish) is the source of this 761-nucleotide messenger RNA. The record is from RefSeq and is a predicted model, not a curated record. NCBI's taxonomy places the organism in Eukaryota, Metazoa, Arthropoda, Malacostraca, Decapoda, Cambaridae.